CAGUCUGCCACGACUCUCGUCCUUUAUCUGGAUUUGAACUUGGUUGCUUUCCAGCAUAUAUAUAUUCAUGUUACAUGGACUUGAAUAUAUGUGUCCAGCAUGCCAUUUUUCAGUACUUUGUACUUGAUGUGCAAAGUAAAUGUAGACUUCAAGUUAGUAAAAGAUGCAUAAUGUCAUGUACAAGCUUGGCUUUCUUUUCUUUAGAAUAUUUAUUAAAUACCUUUUACAUUUGUGUGAAGCCAAAGUGAUUCCUUCCCCUAUCAGAAUGCUUACUGAUAAACUAGUCCAAGAGAUUCUUUUCAUUUCAUUGGAGAAAAAGCUACAAGCUGUCAAUGUUGUCUGGAUAAAGAAUGGAACAAUCAUGGCUUUAUAUACAUAUAUGCAUUCAGUAUUGAAAUCACAAAAGGGAUUUGAUUCAAUAAAGUUUCUCUCCUUUGCUUUUGUUUAAGCUAAACUUGUCAGGCCAUGGCUUCAGGGGCAGGCAAAUCAGCAGCCUUUAUGCUUUUGGUCCUUAAUGUUUUCCUUUACUUCAUUGUUGCUGUAAUUUCUGGCUGGGCUGUCAAUCAUGCCAUAGAGAGAUCCGAAGCAACAGCAUCAAGUCUGUCAAUCCCAGCUAAGAUCUUUCCUAUAUACUUUCCUUUUGGAAAUAUGGCAACUGGUUUUCUCAUCAUAUUUUCACUUAUUGCUGGAGUUGUUGGCUUCAUUUCCUCACUCACUGGAAUUCACAAUGUGAUACAAUGGAAUGCACCAAACUUAUAUGCAGCUGCUUUCUCUUCUCUCACCACUUGGCUACUCACUUUACUUGCUAUGGGGUUGGCUUGUAAGGAGAUUAAUAUGGGGUGGAGUGACUCAAACUUGAGGACCUUGGAGACCAUGUUGAUAAUAUUAGGUGGUACACAAAUGUUUUGCACUGUUGCAAUUCAUGCUGGAAUUGAAGAUGUUAUUAGAAGAGAGUUUUAAGAAAGAGGAAGAAUUUGAGAAUUUUCACAAUUUAUUAAUGUACCAUAAAUAAUUUUUAUUUAUUUCCUAUCAUUUUACUAAGUUUUAAGUUUUAAUGUGUGUAUAUAAAUAUAUAUUCAAUUUUUUUUACUCUGUAAAGAUGUGAUUUGUACAGAGUUCUGUUAUUUGCUA
Messenger RNA from Solanum pennellii, 1131 nucleotides. RefSeq names its product membrane protein PM19L. The transcript is spliced from 4 exons. Bases 466 to 960 code for a protein of 164 amino acids. The record is from RefSeq and is a predicted model, not a curated record. NCBI's taxonomy places the organism in Eukaryota, Viridiplantae, Streptophyta, Magnoliopsida, Solanales, Solanaceae.